AUGGACCUCGGGUUGGACCCGAGCCCCGCCGUUUCUUGUGCCGUAACUAGCAGUGAUGUUGUUGAUGUUGCGUUCCUGAACGAUGGGGUCAGCUUCGUGACGCUCUCCGCCGACGGGGAGACCGGACUGACGCUGUGGGCGCCCGCCGAAUUCGAGCCAUUCAGCCCCGAGAACUCGCUGGCUUUCGUCGACGCCGACUCGUCGGCUCUACUCGUUCUUCCACACGACCUCGUUGCCAUCGGGCUCUCCGACGGCACGUUGGCCGUAGCAGAUGCGUCAAAGACGAGCAAGAUUGACUAUCGAUUCCGGACCAAGAAGCCUCUGACUGCAGAGAUCACCUCGCUUUGCACACUCGGAUCUGAAAGCGGGAAGGCUGUGAGCGGGUCCGCGGAUGGUACGAUCAUGGUAGUGGACUUGGCAAGCGAGACAGCCACUAAGCUUGCGUCGGCUGGCGUUGGGGCAAAAUCGAUGUGUUCGAUCUCGGGCGGGACGAUGAUUUGCGUCGGGCACAUGGCCGGUCGUCUGACGCUUUGGGAUACGCGAGAAAAGUUGAUGAAUGGAGGCAACGCGAGGCCCACGUCGACGAUCCUCCUCGAAUCGAACAGGGACUCUGUGACUUCGAUUUCGGCUCAUCCGGCUCAAGCUAAUAUGUUCGCCUUCUCCACCGAGUCCGGCUCAAUCGGCUUUGUCGACGUCAAGGCUAAUGGUCGUGCUGUCAUAGUCGAGGGCAUCUCUGGCGGCGAAGAGCUCACCGAAAUCACAAAGGUCCAAUUCCAUCCGACACAUGGCGAAAACUUGUUCGUCUCCUCGGUCGACGGCAAGUUGAAGCACUAUGAUGCCAGCCGGGCCCAGGUCUAUUCAUUUGGGGCCACGCUGCCAGUAGCUGAUCGACAAGUCUCGUGGCUUCUCAGCAGCCUACACGACAGCCUGCGGACCACUGAAAUCUUUCCGAAAUCCGGCACCUAUCCGGUCUCCUUCGACGUGCUCGGCAACUCCGUGGUGGCCGCCUACAACACCGGCAUCGUCAAAUGCAUUGACUGCAUCCAACUGUCU
Messenger RNA from Mesorhabditis spiculigera, 1053 nucleotides. NCBI's taxonomy places the organism in Eukaryota, Metazoa, Nematoda, Chromadorea, Rhabditida, Rhabditidae. The record is from the annotation of a GenBank genome assembly.